Alternaria triticimaculans is the source of this 1890-nucleotide messenger RNA. RefSeq lists its product as uncharacterized. The record is from RefSeq and is a predicted model, not a curated record. NCBI's taxonomy places the organism in Eukaryota, Fungi, Ascomycota, Dothideomycetes, Pleosporales, Pleosporaceae. The coding region runs from base 1 to 1890 and encodes 629 amino acids. The transcript has a single exon.
AUGGCAAUUCGCCCGCUCAAUUCGAGCCUCAUCUUCGACCGGCGCGUUAUACUCGCUCUCACGGCUGCCGUUAUCCUCGCCUUCACGUUCGCCUUCCUCUACUCGCCCGACCUACGUCCCAGCUCGGAAUGGCUACCACCUCUCAGCUCGAAACCUACCUCCACCUUCUCCGCGCCGCUCAAGAACACCGAAGACCCCUACAUCGUCGAGCUAGACUACCUAGCUAUCAAGCCAAACGUCUCGGACAAGGUUAGGUUCUACUGGAACAUACCAUAUGCCGCAGAUGCAGGAGGCCAGAACAGAUUUCGCGGACCACAACCGGUGAACAGGACAUAUGGCGUUGGUCGAGGUGAGAAGCCUCUGGUGUGGGAUGGAUCAUUGGGCAUGUGCCCAAGAAUCCAGAAGAUUGAUCCAACCCAGCGAAACAGGGAAGAUAUCUCAGGACCGGACGUUCUGGGUAUCAAGACUCGUUCCACCGAGGAUUGUCUGAGCUUGAACGUCUUCACGCCGAUUGACGCUGAGGCAGGCGACGACCUACCCGUUUUGGUCAACAUCCCCGGUGGUGGCUUCCAUCUCCCAGGACGCAGCAAUGGAGGCGAGAUGGUAGAGAAGGCGCGACGUGAAAAGGGCGUGGACGGCAAACUCGACAAGGGCAUCGUUGUAGUCACCAUGUACUACCGCAACGGCAUCUACGGCUUCCUCUCUGGCAAAGAGAUCGCAAAAGACGGCGACUACAACAAUGCGCUGCGCGACCAGAGAGCGGCGCUGGAAUGGGUCCAGAAAUACAUCAGGUACUUUGGAGGCAACCCCGACCACGUAGUCAUCAUGGGCACGAGCGCUGGCGGCGCGUCCGUGAUGCUACAAUUGACGGCCAACGAAGGCGACAACUACCACCCUGUCCCGGGUGUAGGCCGCAAGCAGCUCUUCCACGGCGCCAUCGCCCAGUCCCCCGCGAGUCCGACCUUCUUCACCCCCGACCAAGCCGAGAAGUUCUACAACGAAGUCGCAGAUGGACUGAACUGCACAGACAUCGCAUGCGUGCGCAACGCAGCGACAGGCGACCUCUACUACGAGAACUACCCGAUGAACUUCCCCGGCCGCGACACACCCCCACGCUGGAUGUGGGCGCCAACCACCGAGCCCGCCGGCGGCAUGUUCACAGCGCCCGCCCCAGCAGCCAUAAUGGCAGACCGCUACGCCAAGGUCCCCACCAUCAUCGGCUUCACCUCGAACGAAGGCUCCGACCAAGUCAAAAAGACCACCGAUAACGAAGGCGAAUUCAAAUCCUACCUCAAAGACCACUACCCCCUCCUCACCGACGAAGACCUCUCCACCCUCGUAUCAACCUACCCCAACGACCGCCACUGGCCCGACAGCGGCGCUUGGUGGGACGCCGUCGCAAAAGCCCAAGGCGACAUCCGCUACAUCUGCCCUACCUACCUCGCCUCCAACGCCAUGUCCCUGCACAACCCGCCCUCCGUACCCACAUACCAAUACCAAUGGGACGUAAUGUGGGGCCCCGACAUAGAGAACGGCUACGGCACCAAGCACGCUGGCACCGUCGGCCAAGUCAUGGUGCGCCGCCAAAACGAGAUUUCGGACUACUUUAUCAGUUUUGUCAAGUUUCUUGAUCCGAACCGCGAACACGAGGUUAUUCCUAGGGAGGGUGUUAAGAUUGCUAAGUGGGAGCCGUUGGAUAGUACGGGGAGGCGCAUGUUCUUUACGAAUAUUAAGGAGGGUGGGCAGAGGGGUGAUGGCCAGAAUAUGUAUGGCAAGAUGCGCACGGAGAUGAGGGGGAGGGAUGAUGAGAGGGAGAGGAAGUGUGGGGUUAUUAGGGGUAUGUUUAGGAGGUUGCAGUUUGAGGGAGUCGAGCCGCUGAAGUUGGAUUGA